AUGCCGAUGCGCUUGCUGCUGCACCUGCUCGCUGUGGCGUGGGCCUGGGACAAGGAUGGCCAUGAGGCCAUUGGAAUGACCACCAUGAGCGCCUUGGACACCGCGGCGGUGUCGCAGGUGAAGCACCUCAUGGGCGGCAAGGACGCCGCCGACGUGGCGGCCUGGGCCCACAAGGUGAACAAGAAGUAUCCCUGGACCACGGAGCUUCACUUCCAGCGUCAGCCCAGCACCAGGUGUGAAAAGGCGCAGCAGCUGGACUGUAAGGACAACCGGUGCUUGAUGAAGGCUAUCCUCUACUUGUAUGGCCGCCUCACAGGCCGCGAGCUGGCACAGAUCACCUGGCCGGAUGGCAUCAAGUUGACGGAUGCCGACUGCCUCAAGUACCUCAUCACUCUACUGGGGGACAUGGCGCAGCCGCUGCACUUCGGCACCGGGGACACGGAUAUGGGGCGCAACAUCACGGUUUUGUUCCGGGACAAGAAGACGAACCUCUUCGACGUUUGGGACAAGGAGCUCACGCAGAGCGUGAUCCGCAACGAGCCCCACUUCUGGUGGGGCGGCUGGACCCACGUGCAGCGCACCCGGGUGGAGUACGAGCGGGAUAGCGAGCAGUUCAAGAAGGAGCAUGAGACGUUGCUGACCCGCUGGGCUGACGAGAGCGCCAAGUUCAUGUGCGACUCUGUGUACAGGAGAACCCGGUGA
Effrenium voratum is the source of this 702-nucleotide messenger RNA. Lineage: Eukaryota; Dinophyceae; Suessiales; Symbiodiniaceae. The record is from the annotation of a GenBank genome assembly.